Molecule: messenger RNA, 3092 nt
Organism: Aspergillus uvarum CBS 121591
Lineage: Eukaryota; Fungi; Ascomycota; Eurotiomycetes; Eurotiales; Aspergillaceae
Product: DUF747-domain-containing protein
Exons: 3
Coding region: 1-2970 (989 amino acids)
Biological process (GO): maintenance of protein localization in endoplasmic reticulum
Cellular component (GO): endoplasmic reticulum membrane
Source: RefSeq, a predicted model, not a curated record
AUGACUGCUCGCAACCGGGGUGAGAGAAGCUCUGAACACGAUCUCAACGGUCUACCCAGCCAACACACCCCCUGCAUCCACCGGAAAAGCGGUCAGUUCGCGCUGGCGUCGGAUCAGGUGCUAGGGAUGGUAUUUGAGCACUCGGAGGAGCCCCCUCAGACCCCAGGCCGUCGCACAACUUCGAGAACAUCCCUAGUGGAUGUCUUCGAAGGCUCCGCGGUGCAAUCAACGCUCACCGAGUGGUCGCGAGACACAUCGCCUUCCAGGAACCACGACAAGGACCCAGACCGGGUGCUGAAAUUGUCUCCCGCCAAGAUGCAGGAACUCACAUCCUCACCCCAGUCUAUCCCGUAUCGUGCAGCGCCACCGGAGCAAUCAGAACGCGGACGACGGGCAGUAUCAGAUGGAACGCAUGCAGCAGCUACGCAGCUUGAAACGCCAGAGCCCACAAGCCUGCCGUCUCUGGAUGAAACUAAAUUUCCAUCCGAUACUCUACCUAGACUCCGUCUGCCCAAGGAUCUUUCCAUCGACACCUCGACCCUCUCGACUGGGAGAACACCUGCGUCAUCCUCUUCGCGAAAUCGACCACCAAACUCACGGGCCGUGUCAACACCUAGCUCCCGCCGACAGACCUUGCCGGCGACGAAUGACCGGCUGGCCCAGACAUGGGCGUCUCGCACAAAACAAGAUCGCCUUUCGAUCGCUCGGGAAUCAGAUUCGAAACACCUUGAACCAUCUCCACAGAUGAAAGAACAGGCCUUGCCUUCACCGAUGCCCCCGAAUAUUCCUCUGCCGCCUCUAUCCGUUCCGACUUACCUCCAGUUAGAGCUGGCAUCGGGUCGGCCAUCACCGCUGUACAUUCACCGCUCUGCAAUGACUGACUUCCCUUACGAAUCUUCUCGAGUCAAGCUUGAAAGACUCAUGAACUUCCUGAUGCUGCCGCCGGCGGUAGAGCAGGUACUUUGGUUCGGUAUAUUGGCAUGUCUAGAUGCGUGGUUGCAUUCUUUUACCAUUCUUCCGCUCCGGUUUCUGAAGGCUUUGUACAUACUUGUUGAGUCAUGGAUUCUGAACUUGGGUAUGGAGUUUCGGUACGUGUCUGGUUUUGUGAUCAAAGGCGUGGGUCGGGUAUGGCACAGGCGCAACAGGACCGCAUCUACCGACGAGCCACCGCACGUGGGACGCUCACACAAAGGCGAAACAGCAUCCGGGGAACGAGAUCCCCGCGCUAAGGCAACUGAAUCUCGGAAAAAGCACCGAUCUCAUGGACACCGAGCACAGCAUCGCCGGCAGAAGAGUAUCCCGUCAGCCCUCAUGCCCGACGAUAAGGCCGACAUCCUCAAGGGCUUGCUCAUGAUCGCUACCUGCUGCGUUCUGAUGCGCUUCGAUGCGAGCCGGAUGUAUCACUGGAUUCGGGGACAGGCAGCCAUCAAGUUGUACGUGAUCUACAAUGUGCUAGAAGUCAGCGAUAGACUGUUUGGCGCUAUUGGUCAGGACGUGCUUGAGUGCCUAUUCUCGCGUGAAGCGCUGGAGCGGCGACCCGACGGCCGCAGCAAGGUCUUCCGGCCGUUUGGGCUCUUCUUGCUGGCGUUAGCCUACACAGUCAUUCAUUCGACCGCACUGUUCUAUCAGGUGAUGACGCUGAACGUCGCGGUGAACUCUUACUCCAAUGCGCUAAUCACCCUGUUGCUCUCCAAUCAAUUUGUCGAGAUCAAAUCCACGGUCUUCAAGAAAUUCGAAAAGGAGAACCUCUUUCAGCUCACCUGCGCGGACGUGGUGGAACGCUUCCAACUCUGGCUCAUGCUGACGAUCAUCGCGUCGCGCAACAUUGUGGAAACCGGGGCAUUCAAUAUUUUCAGUGGACUGGGCUCUAGCUUUACUUCAACCAGCACCAACAGCACGCCGCUAUCAACCCCGCCACGAACUGCAUCCUCGAUUCUCCCGCAGGCCUUCACGAUCGUCCCGUCAUCCAUCAUUGCCUCCUUCAGCCAAGCCAAUUCCUACCUCCCGACGCUGGCGCAAGUCCUAGGACCCUUCCUCGUCGUCUUGGGCUCAGAGAUGCUAGUCGACUGGCUCAAGCACGCGUACAUCAACAAGUUCAACAACACCCGUCCGGCCAUCUACGGUCGCUUCCUGGACAUCCUGGCCAAGGACUACUACACGAAUGCGUUCGCGGACCAAAACCUCAUGCGCCGGCUCGGACUGCCCGUGAUCCCACUCUCCUGCCUCUUCUUCCGCGUCAGCGUCCAGACCUACCAGAUGUUCAUCGCCGCCUUGCUCCCCCAGCAGCCCGCCUCGUCCACCGCGGUCGAAGCCACGUCCCUCACAGCCAUCCACAGCCAAUACGUCCCCGCGCCCAUGCCCUCCCCUCCCCCGCUCACCUUCCAGAAUUUCAUCCCCACCUCGACCGCCUACGCCGGGGCCUGGUUCCGCCAGAUGCUCGCCAACACCAUGCCCACCCCAGCCUCAUCCGUCUACAUCUUCACCAUCGUCCUCAUCCUGACCGGCUACGUCGUCCUCCUGAUCCUCAAGUUACUGCUCGGCAUGCUCCUCCUCGCGCUCGCCCGCUCCCGGUACAAGGCCAUGAAAUUGCGCGAGGCAGAACAACAAACUCACCUCGCCGCCGUCUCAGCCUCAUCCCUCUCCACCGCCGGCGGAUCAGGGCCCGCAACCACAACCACAAACGAUCCCGCCCCUCCCCCUGGCACCACUGCCCCGGCUGCGGCGCCAGCAGCAGCAGCAGUAGCACAGUCCCGCCCCCGCGAAUUCGCUGUCGAGGGAAGCCGCCGAGUCGGCGGAUGGGGCGUCGUCGAGGUGAACGACGAUCACCGGCGGUGGAUCUACGCUGAUGACCCGGAUGGUCUGCGCAGACUCAAAGCGAAGGAGGAGAAGGACUCGAAGGCUGGUGGCAAGGAGGAGCUGCAUCUGGAUCACGUGCAGCGGUAUGAGAUGGUCGCCAAGCGGAUCUGGUGAGGGUUGUCGACGAGUCGGUAUCGGCAUUGUUGUGUAUGUUUUUAGCCGCCAUCCGCUGUGAUUAGCUGCGUUAAAUUUAGGUAUAGUCCUGAUAGAUUAUUAUAUACGCUGUUCGUCUUGAG